AUGGCACCACGGCGCUUCGAGAAAGUACCUGGCUCGGAGACAAAAUGGAAGCAGGUGGUAAACGACGCACAUUUGUGGGAGAAAACUCUCCAAGUCUUCAAUAACUUCCAAUCUGCAUCCAAGUUAACACAGGAUCAAUUCUUGCUCUUUCGAACCAUCGUUCUGAAAAGGGGAACAUCUUUUGAUCCUGCUAAAUUCAAUAUCCAACAGGAGCACCAGCAGGCAAGGGCGCUUCUCAACGCGUCAACAAAUUUUCAGUCCUAUAAGGCUGACAUCAGAAACCGAACCUUUGUUGGCCAAGGGGAAUUUGGUUUACUACGUAAACAGCAGAGGGAAGUCCUGGAAUAUGACUCAAGUGAUGAAGACAAGUUGACCAGGAUUGAUGAAACCCCAGUUAAUGCCACCUUUAUCAAUCUGCUGCAAGCGAUUUCGGAGAUCCCUGCAACUCCGACUUCUCAUUGGCGACAUAGCAAGAUGGAGUUCGUCGCAGAUUUUCGACACGGUCGAAAAUACACAGCUAUCACGGACGGUCAAUUACAGGAUAACCAAAAUCACGCCAUAAAGGCAAUCAUCGAAUGCAAAAAGGACGUACGCAAAGAGAACAUCGUAGCAACUGAUAUGCAAGAGGCCGCUGAAAUAGUGGCAUGGAUAAAAUGCUAUCCCAAACCAGAGCAUCAGCGCAUCCUUGUUUCUCAAGAUAACACUGAGAUUUAUGUCACAUUUGCAACGUAUGACGACAGAUGGUUGCGGCAUCUCAGGUGCGGUGUUAGAAAGUUCGACGGCCUGAUGCACAUGUAUCAGCAUAGUCCAUGGGACUUAGAAGAUGAGCAGGAUGUCGAUGAUGUCGCGGCAAUACUUCUUGCCAUUGCUCUUAUGCCCACCCCUCCUUGA
Molecule: messenger RNA, 891 nt
Organism: Talaromyces proteolyticus
Lineage: Eukaryota; Fungi; Ascomycota; Eurotiomycetes; Eurotiales; Trichocomaceae
Exons: 2
Coding region: 1-891 (296 amino acids)
Source: RefSeq, a predicted model, not a curated record